This is a messenger RNA of Frieseomelitta varia, 3108 nucleotides long. RefSeq names its product NEDD4-binding protein 1-like. NCBI's taxonomy places the organism in Eukaryota, Metazoa, Arthropoda, Insecta, Hymenoptera, Apidae. The coding region runs from base 384 to 2324 and encodes 646 amino acids. The record is from RefSeq and is a predicted model, not a curated record. The transcript is spliced from 7 exons. Gene Ontology annotation, molecular function: RNA endonuclease activity; mRNA binding. Gene Ontology annotation, cellular component: nucleus; cytoplasmic ribonucleoprotein granule.
AUUCAUUAUAAAAUUAUAUUCAAUAUAGUGCCAUGUGAAGAACUGUACAUAUUGCGUUGUUGCGAUAUUAGGUGCGAUUAUUAAAUUCAGAUCAAAGGAAUAAAAUAACAUAUAUUAUAUAUGUAACUGAGUAUGAGCAAGGAAAUUCCAUGUUUAAAUUUUGGUGUUGUGCUUUCGUAAUAUUUUCGGAUUAAUUUAUGAAGUAGAGAGGUUAAGUAAUGACAGAAAGGUGUUGAUUUAUUUUGCAUUCAGUGUACAAUAUUAUUGAUGAAGCAAUGAAAACUCUUUCUCAUAUCUUUCAAAGAGCGAAACAUUUAUGUGUUUGUUUUAUAAAGUAUGAACAUUAAUUUAUUAAAAUAAUAUACGAAGAAAAAAGUUAAAAAAUGAAUCCAAAUGACUCUAUAAUUAUAUGCGAAGCAACUCCAAAGUCAAAGAAGAGAAAGGCAUCUUCUAAAAUAAAAAAUGUGCAAAAAAGUACGAAACAAACAUUUUAUGAAAGUCCACUGAAAUAUAUUCAAUUCAGUAACAAGAGAAGAAGACAAACGCAAAAAAGAUUAGUUAGUAAUACUAAUCAAGUCUCUAACAAUAAAAAAGAUCUUUUUCUCUUUGGAAAGGAGUCCUUACAAGACAGCAUUAUUAUUUUAAGCGAUAAUGAAAGUGAAUCAAAUAACAAAGGAAAUGAAAUUAAGUCCAACCAGGAAACAAAAUCGAGAAAGAGAUUUUUAGAUCUGUCAAUAGAUGAUGAACAAAUUUCUGUUUGUGAUUCAAAUGAAACUGUAAAUCAAAAGAAAAAUGUGACAGAAAAAUCUCUAAGAAAGAAAAAGAAAAUAGGCAUUACUGCAUUAUCAGAAAAUAAUUUUACUUGUCCUGCAAUAUCUGAUACAAUAGAUUUGGAAGUUACAACUCUUGAUUUAGAUGAUGAAAACAUAGCUCCAGUAUCAUCAAAUUCUGUGAAUCAAGUAUCAGAUGAUAUUGUUGUGGUGUGGUCAUCUACAAAGACUGUCCCAUCAUCUGCAAACACUGUUCUGGCAUCUACAAAAAUUGUUCCAAUAUCUACGAAAGCUGGUUCACUACCUACAAAAACUGUCCCAGUAUCUAUAAGAACUAUUCCAACACAAACUAUUCCAGUAUCCACAAAAACUGCUUCAGCAUCUACAGAAACUAUUUCAGCAUCUACAAAGACAAUUUCAAUAUCUACAGAAACUGUUUCAACAUCUACAAAAAUUCUAUCGCCUGCAGAAACUCUUGCAUCUGUAAAUCAAUCAAAAGUGGAAACUAUAGAUCAGGAGAAGAAUGAUAGAAUUUUUAUGAUAGAUAAUUCACCAAACCUAAAAAAUCUUAAUUGCUUGCAAUAUAAUGAAAAUACAUUGUGCAUUGAAGAUAUUGGAAAGAAUGAUGAAAAAGACAAAGGUUUAAAAGAAAAAAACACUGUUUUACCUUUCAGCAAACGUGGAAUGAAACUUCCUAAAGCUCAGAAUAUAAGCAAAAAUAUUCUAAUGAGAAAACCAAAGGCAACUCAAAGACUAAGGAAUUUUAGACAAGUGUCAAACUAUACUACAUCUACUAUGUGUACUACAUAUAACACAAUUAGUACAUCUAAUACAUCUAGUACAUCUAGUACAUCUAGUACAUCUAGUACAUCUAGCACAUCUAGCACAACUACUGUGUCUAGCAUACCUUUACCUAGUGCACCUUUUCCUACACCUUCAAUACCUUCAAUAUAUAAUAUGCAAACUGCAUAUGAAUAUUUUAACUUAUAUGGUUCAUCUAAUUCUGGAUUUCAAACUAAUUUUAAAUCUGGCUUUGAAUUAACUUAUCCUCAGUUAUCUACAGUUGGAUCAUCUGCAUAUCAGCUACCUAAUAAGCUCCGAGAAAUAGUUAUUGAUGGCAACAAUAUAGCUAUGUCGUAUCGAACUAAUAAAAUAUUUGCGGAGGAAGGAAUCAAGAUAGUUGUAGAGUAUUUCCAAAAGAGGGGUCAUACUGUAAAAGUAUUCGUACCUCAUUAUAGAAGAUCACCUGCAAAUCAUCCAUUACUUGAAAAGUUACAUACAGAUGGAAUAGUAAUUUUUACACCAAGUCGUUUCAUCGGUGGUAAACGAAUAACUCCUUAUGAUGAUCGAUAUAUAUUGGAAUAUGCAACAAUGUGUGGGGGUGUUGUAGUUUCUUUAGAUCAAUACAGAGAUUUAUAUCUGGAAAAACCAGAAUGGCGCGAUACAAUCGAAAAGAGAUUAUUAACUCCAACAUUUGUAGGAAAUUAUGUUAUGUUCCCUGAAGAUCCUCUAGGGAGAGGUGGUCCUACGCUUGAAGAAUUUCUAAGAUACUGAAUAUAAAAAGUAGGAAGGAGACAAUGUAAAUAAUUAAUUUUAUUUAUGCAGAUAAAUUUUUGAAAUUUCUUUUAUUUUAUUUUUUUUAUUAUAUAGCACAAAUAUUUUUGGUAAGGAGCAUACACUCAUUAUAAGAAUAUAAAUAUGUACAGCCAUAUAUAUUUAUUAUUUACACGAGUAUACAAAACAUUUUCGAUAAAAAAUAUUAUCAUAAAAAUUUAUAUAACAUUUAAUUUUAACGAUUACUUAAUAAUAAAUUACAGUACAAAAUAUUAUAUAGUAAUAUGAAAAAUAAUUGAUUAAUUUAAUCAACAAAAGAAAGCAGCAUUUUUUUAUCAUAAGAAUGUUUAUAUUUGUUGAUUAUUUUCCAAUAAUUCAUCUGUUAUAUGUAAAGUGCCUAAAUAAAAGUUCAUAUAAUGAGAUAAAAUUAUCGUACGCUUAAGAACAAUAAAAUGGAAAAGAAGAUUUUUGUUUCUAAACGAUUAAAAUAAUAUUUCUGUAUUUAAUAUACAAAAUAGUAUACAAAAUAAUUUAAAUAACAAAUAAUUAUGUAAACAAUAUUUUAUACACAACUAAAAAAGUAGAAAUAUGUGAAUAUGAAAAAAAUUGUUUGAAUUCUUAAAAAAAUAUGUAUUUCAUAAUUGUUCAUUGUGUUCUACUUACUUAUAUUUAGUAUUAAACAAAGCGUUAUUUUUUUAAACAUAAAGAGAUUCAUUUGUUUACAAUCUUUAAUUGGAAAAUUCAAAAUUUAAUGAAUAAAAUCACUUAUAAAUUUACUGACUAA